AUGGGUGCAGCGCGGUGGGAUGAGGUGCGGAGGAAGGGGUUCCACCGGCUGCUGCAGGGGUGGCUGCCUCUGCGCUCCCCCAUGGAUGGCUGCUCUGACUGGGAUGUGCUGGCACCUGAAAGGGGCAUGCAAGGUGGCACCUGCCGCAAGCUUUGUGAGCAGCCCCUUUGGGCCCAGAUGGGGUUCCUUUCAUCGGGUGAGUGCUGCGCCUCAUUCCCUCAACAUAAGGGCGGGCAGAUAGCUGCACCUGCAUUCUCUGAUCUGCGCCUCGUUCCCUGCCGCUCGUCUUCUUCCCACCUUUCUUCCCGUUCCCGCCUGUUGCUCUCUCGCCUCGCCAUCACUGACUCGACUCAGCAGCACCCAACGAGGCACUCAGAAUGCACCUCGAAGCUCACUCACAAUCUCUUCUUCCCAUAUGCUGGCAGCAAUCUCUUCUUCCCAUAUGCUGGCAGCAAUCUCUUCUUCCCAUAUGCUGGCAGCAAUCUCUUCUUCCCAUAUGCUGGCAGCAAUCUCUUCUUCCCAUAUGCUGGCAGCAAUCUCUUCUUCCCAUAUGCUGGCAGCAAUCUCUUCUUCCCAUAUGCUGGCAGCAAUCUCUUCUUCCCAUAUGCUGGCAGCAAUCUCUUCUUCCCAUAUGCUGGCAGCAAUCUCUUCUUCCCAUAUGCUGGCAGCAAUCUCUUCUUCCCAUAUGCUGGCAGCAAUCUCUUCUUCCCAUAUGCUGGCAGCAAUCUCUUCUUCCCAUAUGCUGGCAGCAAUCUCUUCUUCCCAUAUGCUGGCAGCAAUCUCUUCUUCCCAUAUGCUGGCAGCAAUCUCUUCUUCCCAUAUGCUGGCAGCAAUCUCUUCUUCCCAUAUGCUGGCAGCAAUCUCUUCUUCCCAUAUGCUGGCAGCAAUCUCUUCUUCCCAUAUGCUGGCACGGAGCAGGCGAACCACUUCUUACUCCUUCCUCUCUCUCCCCCCUCCUCUCGCCCCUACCCCCCCUCUCCCUCCCCUCGCUCCUCCUUUCUUAGGGCGUUGACGUGGCGGCAGAAGAGGGCGAGCCAAUCAGAGCUGCUCGCAGUGGUGUUGUGGCUCAUGUACGGCAAUCUGGUCCCUCUGACGCACGAGGCAGGCUUCACCGCCCACUACUCACAGUUCCUGAACGUCUCAACACUCUUCCAACUGCCUCUCCCCUCCUUCCCCCCCCUUCCCCACUUCACAUCAGAGGGUGCGAACAGGGCAGGUGGUGGCGCUGGUGGGCAACACUUGCAAGUCCGUGGCAUCGAAUCACACACCCUUUCUUCCCCCCCUACCCACCCGCCUCCAUCCUCCUCCCCCGUGCACUUCUCAUUUCCACUCGUCACUUCACCCCAGCAGAGGGUGCGAGCAGGGCAGGUGGUGGCGCUGGUGAGCUUGCUGAAGGUGAGCAUGCUGAAGGUGAGCAUGCUGAAGGUGAGUUUGCUGAAGGUGAGCUUGCUGAAGGUGAGCAAGCUGAAGGUGAGCAUGCUGAAGGUGAGCUUGCUGAAGGUGAGCAUGCUGAAGGUGAGCAUGCUGAAGGUGAGCAUGCUGAGGGUGAGCAUGCUGAGGGUGAGCAUGCUGAGGGUGAGCAUGCUGAAGGUGAGCAUGCUGAAGGUGAGCAUGCUGAAGGUGAGCUUGCUGAAGGUGAGCAUGCUGAAGGUGAGCAUGCUGAAGGUGAGCUUGCUGAAGGUGCUCAUGCUGAAGGUGAGCAUGCUGAGGGUGAGCAUGCUGAGGGUGAGCAUGCUGAAGGUGAGCAUGCUGAAGGUGAGCAUGCUGAAGGUGAGCUUGCUGAAGGUGAGCUUGCUGAAGGUGAGCAAGCUGAAGGUGAGCUUGCUGAAGGUGAGCUUGCUGAAGGUGAGCAUGCUGAAGGUGAGCAAGCUGAAGGUGAGCGAGCUGAAGGUGAGCAUGCUGAAGGUGAGCAUGCUGAAGGUGAGCUUGCUGAAGGUGAGCAUGCUGAAGGUGAGCAUGCUGAAGGUGAGCUUGCUGAAGGUGCUCAUGCUGAAGGUGAGCAUGCUGAGGGUGAGCAUGCUGAGGGUGAGCAUGCUGAAGGUGAGCUUGCUGAAGGUGAGCUUGCUGAAGGUGAGCAUGCUGAAGGUGAGCACGCUGAAGGUGCUCAUGCUGAAGGUGAGCAUGCUGAGGGUGAGCAUGCUGAGGGUGAGCAUGCUGAAGGUGAGCAUGCUGAAGGUGAGCAUGCUGAGGGUGAGCAUGCUGAGGGUGAGCAUGCUGAAGGUGAGCUUGCUGAAGGUGAGCAUGCUGAAGGUGAGCAUGCUGAAGGUGAGUUUGCUGAAGGUGAGCUUGCUGAAGGUGAGCAAGCUGAAGGUGAGCUUGCUGAAGGUGAGCAAGCUGAAGGUGAGCAUGCUGAAGGUGAGCAUGCUGAAGGUGAGCAUGCUGAAGGUGCUCAUGCUGAAGGUGAGCUUGCUGAAGGUGAGCUUGCUGAAGGUGAGCAUGCUGAAGGUGAGCAUGCUGAAGGUGAGCAUGCUGAGGGUGAGCAUGCUGAGGGUGAGCAUGCUGAAGGUGAGCUUGCUGAAGGUGAGCAUGCUGAAGGUGAGCAUGCUGAAGGUGAGUUUGCUGAAGGUGAGCUUGCUGAAGGUGAGCAAGCUGAAGGUGAGCUUGCUGAAGGUGAGCAAGCUGAAGGUGAGCAUGCUGAAGGUGAGCAUGCUGAAGGUGAGCAUGCUGAAGGUGCUCAUGCUGAAGGUGAGCUUGCUGAAGGUGAGCUUGCUGAAGGUGAGCAUGCUGAAGGUGAGCAUGCUGAAGGUGAGCUUGCUGAAGGUGAGCAUGCUGAAGGUGAGCACGCUGAAGGUGCUCAUGCUGAAGGUGAGCAUGCUGAGGGUGAGCAUGCUGAGGGUGAGCAUGCUGAAGGUGAGCAUGCUGAAGGUGAGCAUGCUGAAGGUGAGCUUGCUGAAGGUGAGCUUGCUGAAGGUGAGCAAGCUGAAGGUGAGCUUGCUGAAGGUGAGCUUGCUGAAGGUGAGCAUGCUGAAGGUGAGCAAGCUGAAGGUGAGCGAGCUGAAGGUGAGCAUGCUGAAGGUGAGUUUGCUGAAGGUGAGCUUGCUGAAGGUGAGCAUGCUGAAUGUGAGCUUGCUGAAGGUGAGCAUGCUGAAGGUGAGCAUGCUGAAGGUGAGCUUGCUGAAGGUGCUCAUGCUGAAGGUGAGCAUGCUGAGGGUGAGCAUGCUGAGGGUAAGCAUGCUGAAGGUGAGCUUGCUGAAGGUGAGCUUGCUGAAGGUGAGCAUGCUGAAGGUGAGCACGCUGAAGGUGCUCAUGCUGAAGGUGAGCAUGCUGAGGGUGAGCAUGCUGAGGGUGAGCAUGCUGAAGGUGAGCUUGCUGAAGGUGAGCAUGCUGAAGGUGAGCAUGCUGAAGGUGAGCUUGCUGAAGGUGCUCAUGCUGAAGGUGAGCAUGCUGAGGGUGAGCAUGCUGAGGGUGAGCAUGCUGAAGGUGAGCAUGCUGAAGGUGAGCAUGCUGAAGGUGAGCUUGCUGAAGGUGAGCUUGCUGAAGGUGAGCAAGCUGAAGGUGAGCUUGCUGAAGGUGAGCUUGCUGAAGGUGAGCAUGCUGAAGGUGAGCAAGCUGAAGGUGAGCGAGCUGAAGGUGAGCAUGCUGAAGGUGAGCUUGCUGAAGGUGAGCUUGCUGAAGGUGAGCAUGCUGAAGGUGAGCUUGCUGAAGGUGAGCAUGCUGAAGGUGAGCAUGCUGAAGGUGAGCUUGCUGAAGGUGAGCAUGCUGAAGGUGAGCACGCUGAAGGUGCUCAUGCUGAAGGUGAGCAUGCUGAGGGUGAGCAUGCUGAGGGUGAGCAUGCUGAAGGUGAGCUUGCUGAAGGUGAGCAUGCUGAAGGUGAGCAUGCUGAAGGUGAGCUUGCUGAAGGUGGGCAAGCUGAAGGUGAGCUUGCUGAAGGUGAGCAAGCUGAAGGUGAGCUUGCUGAAGGUGAGCUUGCUGAAGGUGAGCAAGCUGAAGGUGAGCUUGCUGAAGGUGAACUUGCUGAAGGUGAACUUCCUGAAGGUGAACUUGCUGAAGGUGAACUUGCUGAAGGUGAGCUUGCUGAAGGUGAGCAUGCUCAAGGUGAGCAUGCUGAAGGUGAGCAUGCUGAAGGUGAGCUUGCUGAAGGUGAGCAUGCUGAAGGUGAGCAUGCUGAAGGUGCUCAUGCUGAAGGUGAGCAUGGUGAGGGUGAGCAUGCUGAGGGUGAGCAUGCUGAAGGUGAGCAUGCUGAAGGUGAGCAUGCUGAAGGUGAGCUUGCUGAAGGUGAGCAAGCUGAAGGUGAGCUUGCUGAAGGUGAGCUUGCUGAAGGUGAGCAAGCUGAAGGUGAGCUUGCUGAAGGUGAACUUGCUGAAGGUGAACUUCCUGAAGGUGAACUUGCUGAAGGUGAACUUGCUGAAGGUGAGCUUGCUGAAGGUGAGCUUGCUGAAGGUGAGCUUGCUGAAGGUGAGCUUGCUGAAGGUGAGCAUGCUGAAGGUGAACUUGCUGAAGGUGAGCUUGCUGAAGGUGAGCUUGCUGAAGGUGAGCUUGCUGAAGGUGAGCUUGCUGAAGGUGAGCUUGCUGAAGGUGAGCUUGCUGAAGGUGAGCUUGCUGAAGGUGAGCUUGCUGAAGGUGAGCUUGCUGAAGGUGAGCUUGCUGAAGGUGAGCUUGCUGAAGGUGAGCUUGCUGAAGGUGAGCAAGCUGAAGGUGAGCAUGCUGAAGGUGAACUUGCUGAAGGUGAGCUUGCUGAAGGUGAGCUUGCUGAAGGUGAGCUUGCUGAAGGUGAGCUUGCUGAAGGUGAGCUUGCUGAAGGUGAGCUUGCUGAAGGUGAGCUUGCUGAAGGUGAGCUUGCUGAAGGUGAGCUUGCUGAGGGUGAGCAAGCUGAAGGUGAACAUACAUUCCAGCACUUUGGAAUCUACUUCCCCCUCUCUCCUCUUCACUCCUCCCCUCGGCCAACAUUAA
Molecule: messenger RNA, 4890 nt
Organism: Closterium sp. Naga37s-1
Lineage: Eukaryota; Viridiplantae; Streptophyta; Zygnematophyceae; Desmidiales; Closteriaceae
Source: the annotation of a GenBank genome assembly